AUGACUCAUGGAGAAGAGCUUAGCUCUGAAAAACAACAGGAUUCUAUUGUUUUAACCUACCUAGAAGGAUUACUAAUGCAUCAAGCAGCUGGAGGUUCUGGGACGGUGGUUGACAAACACUCUGUUGGCCGUGUAAAAGUUGAAGACAACUUUAACAUUUCUGGUAGUGUUUUCAAUAACUGUAAGAAUAAUGCUACGGUUCACAGUGACGGUCAAGGGUCUGGCAUGCUACAUCUCAAGAAGGCCAGGCUCUUGCAAUCUUCAGAAGAUUGGAACGCUGCAAAGAGGAGACGCUUAUCUGAUUCGCUCACUGUGAAUGGCAAGGACGAGUCUCUUUUAACUGGAGUAGGGGAGAAUGUUCCCAAAGGAAAGCAGGAUAGCACUUUGCUUGCCUCUUUACUUCAGUCAUUUAGUUCCAGGCUGCAGAGUGUUGCUCUGUCUCAACAGAUAAAACAGAGUCUGAAAGACCAAGGAUUUUCCAUCAACCAAGAUACUGUUCAUGAAGAAAAAGAUGACCAGUGUUAUGGUAUGGCCUCCAAUCAUCUAAGGUCACUAUUAAACAAAACCAGAUCAAAAGAUAAAAUAGUUGAGAACAAUCUGACUGUUUUAGGUAAAAAUGCUCUACCAGAGAAGCACAUUGAACCUCCUCAUUCUGUCCAGAGUGCUGCCAAAAGCACAAGUGAGCAAAUUUCGUGUGCUGCAAGACUUCAAGCUGUUGCAAACAUGGUGGAGAAAAGGUCAAGUCCUACUGUUUCACCUAAACCGAGCGUUGCCUGCAGUCAGUUAGCUCUGCUGCUCUCUAGUGAAGCACACCUGCAGCAGUACUCUAGGGAACAUGCCUUAAAAGCACAGAGUGCAAGUCAGUUAGCCAGUGAAAGACUGGCUGCCAUGGCAAGACUGAAGGAGACCUCUGAAAAAGAUCUUAACCGGUUCCAGUUGACAGCAAAUGUUGCAAAUAGCCUGAACAGUCAAACUCGGACAAUAACUAAUGGUCUAAGUGAUCCAGGCAAUAUGUCUCCUUUUCCAGGUCAGCUUGGAGUUCCAAGUUCUCCCCUCAAAUCAGUUGGUUAUAAGCAUCAUAUAGAUAAAAACCAUCCAAAGCCUUCACCCAACAACAGUUUGCUUUUGCAUCUGCUCAAAAGCCACAAUGGUUCAAGUGUUGGAAAAAGCCACAUACAUAGUGAAAAAUAUUCUCUUUUUGAAGAAAGUGCUACACCAACAACUACAGAUGACUACUCUGAUAACAAUCCUAGUUUUACAGAAGAGGAGAGCAGUGAUGAUGAAAGUACUCAUUCUAACUGUGCUCCUAUAGAUUUGUCCUGCUGCAAAAAUCGGGCAGAUAGGCCUCAAUCAUUGCACUCAGCAGCCUCUAUAGAUAAUUUAACAGAAACUUUGCUUAAAACCUGGGACCCAAAAGUUAAUGGACUUGAAAAUGGUAAGGAAAACAAAGACUCCUCCAUGGAUUCAACACUAAAACCAUAUCAGAAAGUAACGUUAUUACAGUUGCUUCUUGGCCAUAAAAUGGAUGACAGCCCUGCAAUAUUGGAUGACACACAAAUAAUAGAUGAACCACGAACACAACAAAAGACAGCUGACUUGUCGAAGUUUAAUUUGACUCCACCUGUCCAUCUUUCGGAAAGUCCUAGCAUUCAUAAUUCUUCUCCAUUAAACACACUAUCUUUGCAUAGGUCCACAGCAUCUGCCUCUCCUUUAAAUUUAACUCAUCAGCCAUUUCCAGUUAAGCCCAACUUCCCUUCCUAUGUAAGCAGUGUUCAGCCAGAAAGAAUCGUUAAUCCAGCUUCAAAGCAUUUGAUGGAGCUUACAAGAAGCAAAACACUUCAAACUGCUGUCCCAGUACCAAAUGACAAUGCACAAACCAAUGCUGCUUUUAGCGCUAGCAAGCUGCUACAAAAUUUAGCUCAAUGUGGAAAGCAGAGCACUACUCCUGAGGAACAAAGGCCACAGAAACCAAUGGGUGCAAUAAAUUCCAAUGCUAUAGGGUUAAUUGAUAGAAUAAGCAGUCCUCUAAUCACAAAUCAGUCACAUCCAUUUGAAGAAGGUAGGGGAUUUAGCAGUCCAUCUACUCCAUUAGAUUCUGGGUUUCCUGGAUCUGAAAUUGAGAACCUUUUAGAACGACGCACAGUACUUCAGCUACUUCUAGCUGCACCUAACAAAUGCAGAAGUGAAACAAUGCAGAAACCCAUUGUAAAAAAUGAAAUAAUCCCAGAUAGGACUGAAAACUUGGCAGAUGAACAGAUUGUAGCUGUCAAAAUCAAAACAGAGCCAGAAGAAGAAUCAAAUUCCCAUCAAACAAGAGAUGCAAAUACCCCAAACACAGGUAUAUUUCUUCAGAAAGCACCUAGACCUCCUCCUGAGGACAUAAAAGCUCUGCACCCUACCCCACAUGAUUUCUCAGUGUCAAAAAAUGGUCUUUUGAGUCGCUUAUUGCGUCAGACCAAUGACGUAUUUGACUCUUGUGAUCUGGGUUUAAAUAUCCAGCACCCAGAAUGCAAGCAAGCCGAAUCAAAGAUGUCUUGCAUAGUGCCCAAAAAGAGAAAAAUGCAUCCGAAUAAUCCUGCAGAAAGCCAUGUCAAACUAGCAAAACCUAAUUCUCCAGACACUGGAAACAAGCAGUUUUGUUAUACACCCUGUUCAAGUGAGUCAUCUUUCCUUCGGGAGGAAGUAAAUGGCACACUGAUGGAUCAUGACCAUAAAAAUCUUACAAUUCAGAAUGUCUUUAGUGAAAAUAAAAAUGUUGGCUGGUCAAGAGAGAGUAAAGGUUUUAACGUGCUGAAACAGCUUUUGCUUUCAGAAAACUGUGUCCGAGAUUCUCAACAUAGGAAUAAUGUUGCAGUUGAAGAGUUGAUGAGGGGAAACCAAAGCAACUUAGCAGGCAAUUCUGAACUUAUUCUUCCGUCAUUGAAUAUGUUUAUGGGAAAGCCUUCUCAACAAAAUAGUUUUGGUCAAAUGGCAUUUCAGUAUCCAUCUCCUUUAAGUCAUGCUCCUCGUUCUUCCCCAGACAUUCUCAGAAAUAGCUCACCACGGACUGAGCCUGGACAUAUAAAUAUGUACCCAAAUCCUAGUGACAAAGGACCCAUCAAAUGGGUUAUUGCAGACAAUGACAAAAAUGAUCGUGGGAAAGAUUCUCCAAGGCUGACAAAAACUAACCCCAUAUUGUAUUAUAUGUUGCAAAAAGGGGCUCAUUCGGCGGCUGGUCAUAAUUUCCGGGAUCAGACCAGCUGGACGGAAUCUUUUUUGGGACAAGCAGCAGAGAUGACUUUAAAAAGAGAAUCCCUCCACUCCCCAGGAACCAAUAUGCUUGGUUUUAAUAAGCCUUCCAAUCACAAUGUAAAUAAAACUUUACACAAUUCCAAUGGCAGCAAGUAUGGGCUCUUUGAUAUGCUUUCAAUAAAAAAGGAACCUGAAUAA
Molecule: messenger RNA, 3429 nt
Organism: Staurois parvus
Lineage: Eukaryota; Metazoa; Chordata; Amphibia; Anura; Ranidae
Source: the annotation of a GenBank genome assembly